GGUGCGUGUUGAUGUAUUUGUGUCCCACCGAAUUGAUAGUUAAAGCAGAAUAUACGGAGGAGGAGUGCAAAACGGGUGCUCAACGAGGAGGAGUGUCCUCAUGAAGUGAGAAGUACUAAUAAAGAUACGUCGCCGUUACUACAUGAACGUCUUAGAGCAGUAUCAAAUGAUGCGAAACAGGUGCUCAACGAGGAGGUCAUGAGUAGACGAUCCACAGAGUUAAGCCAAGAGUUGACUCUUCUUGACCUUAGUGAUAAUAAGCAUAUGAGUUGGGAGGAAUUCAACGAGAAAGUUAUUACACUAAAGGCUUCCUUUGCUCAAACAUGUGUAUUUUUUUUGAAUAGUGCAAGCAAGGAUGAUCUAAAGAAGUUAAAGGGCAUAGGAGAUAAGACGGCUGCAUACAUUGUGGAGCUUCGUAAAAAAUCUCCACGUUAUUUUAGAUCACUAUCAGAUUUGCAAAAGCAUGGCCCCCUAUUCAGCAUUGGUGGUAGAUCUCAUGGUCAAAUAUUUUGUCACUGAUCUUCUCUGCCAACUACCAUAAGCACUAAUAUUAUACCCGUGUGAUGCACAAUUUUAAAAGAAGAUAUUUAAGGGUGGUCGUUGAAGCUCACUAUGGGGAAUCUUUUCUUCCGAGUGUUUUGGCACCUGCUUCAAAUGCACAAAUUAUUCGGGAGCAGCAUAAUAGGGUAAUGAGUAUAAAGAGAGCAAAAAACCAUUAAGUAGUUAUUUACGUAGAAUAUGCAAGAAACCAUGUAAGCACAUAUGGAGCAUGUUUUUUAGAUCUUUCUUUUUUGAGUAUGUUC
This is a messenger RNA of Cuscuta europaea, 803 nucleotides long. The record is from the annotation of a GenBank genome assembly. NCBI's taxonomy places the organism in Eukaryota, Viridiplantae, Streptophyta, Magnoliopsida, Solanales, Convolvulaceae.